CCAUCCCACGUGACCAGCCACCUACAAACAGACUUUAAUAGUGCAGUAUUCUUGUGCGUAAUUUGCUGUCGUUGCAUUAACGUACAGGACAGUGCCACUGGGGGCGACGAUAUUUAACUUAUGUUCUAUAAUUGUAAUGUAGAUACAGUGCCACAUGGUCCAUUUCCACGCAACAUUUGAUUAAGAAAACAAACGCAUACACGCUGUAUAUAAACAGAUGCUUAGUUCAGCAUUUACACUACCUCGCUACACGGUACAAGAUGGCGGCCCGGUAUAUGCUUCUCGUGUUUCUCGGUAUUGCAGUGGUGUGCAAAGCAGCCAACGGUGUCACCAGGUGUACUUCUACCUUCGACUGCCAGUGGGGCACACAGUGCUGCCAGAAAGACGGGGCGCCAUGGUCCUUCUACUGGUACUAUGACGGCGGCACGUUCGCGGACUCGAACCUGGGCACGUGCGGGGCUGUGGGGCAGGAGGGACAGGUGUGUUUCGCCUCCAACUCGUACGACCCCUGCACCUGUGACGUCGGCUUGAUGUGCUGUCCGUCAGCUGAACCAGUGGACCCCCCGCCAGGCUGGCCGGAGGGCUUCCCGUUCCGAGCACACACCUGCCAGCGUGGCGGCGACCCUUAUGCCUGUAUCUAGGCUUCAGAAAACGCCUUUUUGUGUCAGAAAAUACUUGAAUAAACCGAUCUAA
Molecule: messenger RNA, 693 nt
Organism: Branchiostoma floridae (Florida lancelet)
Lineage: Eukaryota; Metazoa; Chordata; Leptocardii; Amphioxiformes; Branchiostomatidae
Exons: 3
Coding region: 261-641 (126 amino acids)
Source: RefSeq, a predicted model, not a curated record